AUGGGCUUAAUGAAUAAUAUAGUAAUAUUAGGGCUAUUAUUGUGGGCAUCGGUGGCUAGUGUCCUGUGCCAACACAAUCUGCCCAAUCAGCCUAUAGUCGACCCCAACCAAGUGGGGGCGUCCACAAGUGUUGACCACUUUAUAGAUUUGGUCGAACGGCUGGAGACACUCGUAUACAACGGCGUGGAUCAGCACAUGAGACAACAUAUGGGCGCCCAUAAUGUGGCAAAACUAUUGCUCAGAAGAUUCCGGUUCGACGGCUACGACAACAUCCAAUACCCAACAUACAAGAAAACACGUGACAAUGACUUCCAGUCAUUUAACAACGCGGUGCUAAACACUAGAGACGGACAGCCCUUGCCCUCCAACUACUACUUUCCCGACCAGUACUACAAAGUGAACGAACUUUGUUCGCUAUACCAUAUGUUGUCGCAUAACAUAUACAACCAAACCAUUGGUAUAAACACUAAUCAGAGUGUCAUCAGAGAGGACGGAGUGGUCAGUCGCCGCGCACACCAAACAGAGGCCAUAGCGUUAGCCCGAGUGCUGUUGGGUGUGAUCGCCGGGCUAUCGCCAAACGCACGGACACAGGCCAGCGAUAUAUUGAAAGCAUGGGGUUCUGCGCAACCCAUGGACCCGGCAUAUGACCAAUUCGUAGACCCGGUGCCCGCCCUGACCCUGGCAGACCUCUGGGCCGUGAAACCAGUAAAGUCUAACCCAUAUGAGAGGUACGCAUACGGCGUGAACGGCCAAUGGGCUACCGGUGCCAACUCUACCGCGUAUUACGGUCUAAAAGACAUUCCCGAUAACAAGUUUGCAAUAAUUGAACCGUACAUACGGGCCACGAGAGGCGAGUUAAGGGCCGGUGUGGACGGGUAUCUGAUUGGCCGCGAACUGCGCCGACUUUACCCACAUUUCAACCCGGGUGACGUGCGGUUGGCAAGCAUUUUGCGCGCCUAUUACGGCGACUGGCACUCACCGUUGAACGUGUCGGUCACCGACCGGUACCGUAUCGUCGAUGCGCUGCCCCUAAUCCAGUCCUACGCCCAGACAUACCAAUCGAUAGCCGCUACACGUCUUGGAGGCAGACUUCCCGUCGAUUUGGACGAAAGAUUCAGUUUAGAGUUACAAAACGCUAUAUACGGCACCUUUAUCUAG
Molecule: messenger RNA, 1158 nt
Organism: Medioppia subpectinata
Lineage: Eukaryota; Metazoa; Arthropoda; Arachnida; Sarcoptiformes; Oppiidae
Source: the annotation of a GenBank genome assembly